Molecule: messenger RNA, 789 nt
Organism: Argentina anserina (silverweed cinquefoil)
Lineage: Eukaryota; Viridiplantae; Streptophyta; Magnoliopsida; Rosales; Rosaceae
Product: zinc finger BED domain-containing protein RICESLEEPER 2-like
Exons: 1
Coding region: 1-789 (262 amino acids)
Molecular function (GO): DNA binding
Source: RefSeq, a predicted model, not a curated record
AUGUGGAAAGAGAUGAUGAAAAUUGAUGAAAAAUGGGGUGUGAUUAUGGAUGUGCCGACUAGGUGGAAUUCUACUUACUUGAUGUUGAGAUCUUCCUAUAAGUUCCACAAAGUCCUUGAUAGGAUGUUUUGUGAUGAGCCUAAUGCUAUAUCAUUUUUCGACGGCAACACUCCAUCCAUUCCAAGUAGUUUUGAUUGGGAAGAAGCACAAGGCUAUAUGGAUUUGUUGAAGCCGUUUUAUAAUGUCACCUUGAAGGUAUGUUGUUCUCAUUAUCCUUCAAUUCAUGAUACAUUUGGUGAUUUGCUUCGAAUUAAGUGUCUUUUAGAAGAACAAGUUAAUCCAAAUUUGAUUGGGAUUAUAGAACUUAUGAUAGAAAAGUAUAAUAAGUAUUGGGGUGAUUUAGAUAAGUUAAAUCAAUAUAUAUUUAUUGCUAUUGUUCUUGAUCCUCGAUAUAAGCUUGAGAAAGUAGUUGAUUAUUUUGAGAUUUUAUUUGGGGAGAUUGAUGAGAGGGUGGAGGUGAACUCAAAGAUGGUGAAAAACCUCUUGUAUGAUAUUUACAAGGUUUAUGAGGAAGAUGAAGAAUUUAGUGUUAGUGGUUCUCAAGUAUCUAAUGAGGGGAAUGUAGGGAGUUCAACUUCAAUUGAGGGUUUAACGGAGUUUGAUAAGAUGUUGAAGGAUAAAGAAGAAAGGAGAAGAGCAAGGCGAACCGAACUCAUUAACAAUGACAUUGAUAGGUAUCUUGGAGAUGCUAUGGAGAGUGAUCAUGAGAAAUUCCAUUUGUUAAAUUAG